AUGGCUAUGACAGGCCCUGAUGCAGUCGUAGACUUCCAGAACUACCUCCAGAAAUCUAACAGAGUAAUGUGCUUGUUAGGUGCUGGUCUAUCUGCCGCCUCUGGAUUACCGACGUUCCGUGGAGCAGGUGGUCUCUGGAGAUCGCAUGACGCGGUCUCUCUGGCUACGCCUGAAGCAUUCGCUCUAGAUCCUGCUCUGGUGUGGCGAUUCUACUGUUACCGACGCAAAAUGGCACUGAGCGUCCAGCCAAAUGCAGCCCACUUUGCUCUAGCAGAACUGGCUCGCCGCAUGCCAGGCUUCAUCGCUCUCUCGCAAAACGUCGAUCAUUUGAGCCCAAGAGCAGGCCACCCUCGAGAGAAUUUGCAUCUCCUCCAUGGGACAUUGUUCGAGGUAAAGUGUAACGACUAUAGAUGUGGUUAUGUUGCAGAAAACUUCGAUGAGCCCAUCUCUCCGGCGCUGUAUAUUCCCGAUGGCCAAGAUCCUACAUCGACGGAGGCGCGAGCACGAGAUAUCAGUGAUGCAGCAGUACCACUGCCCGAAAUUGCUUUGGAAGAUUUACCUCAUUGCCCCAAGUGCAGAAAGCAUCUGUUACGGCCCAACGUGGUGUGGUUCGGCGAGCCACUUCCAGGCCAGGUGUUGAAUGCUAUCGAUCAAUACCUUGAAGAUGGGCAGAAAGUCGAUUUGAUCAUGGUAAUUGGCACCGCGGCAGUGGUAUACCCUGCGGCCGGCUACAUCCCACUCGCUCGAGAAAAGGGUGCUCGAGUGUGCGUGGUCAACACAGACCCGAACGACUCGCCGCCAGACUGCUGGCAGGAGGGAGAUUGGUUCUUCCAAGGUGAUGCUGCACAAUUUGUGCCGCUCCUGCUGAAGUCGGUGAUCGGAACGCUGCCUCCAGCGACGCCAACAUGA
This is a messenger RNA of Cercospora beticola, 909 nucleotides long. RefSeq names its product SIR2 family NAD-dependent protein deacylase. Lineage: Eukaryota; Fungi; Ascomycota; Dothideomycetes; Mycosphaerellales; Mycosphaerellaceae. Gene Ontology annotation, cellular component: nucleus. The record is from RefSeq and is a predicted model, not a curated record. Gene Ontology annotation, molecular function: protein-succinyllysine desuccinylase activity; NAD+ binding; protein-malonyllysine demalonylase activity.